Trichomonas vaginalis G3 is the source of this 312-nucleotide messenger RNA. RefSeq lists its product as uncharacterized. The record is from RefSeq and is a predicted model, not a curated record. The transcript has a single exon. NCBI's taxonomy places the organism in Eukaryota, Parabasalia, Trichomonadida, Trichomonadidae. The annotation marks the transcript as partial.
GCAAGUCCGAUCAUGAUCUUUGUCGAUAAGCAGAAAUACACAAAUGAAGGUUUAGCUAAUUUACUCAAGUUUGAAAAGAUAGCUAUAAACAUUCCUGACCAUUUCUCAGCGAGAAUAAACCUUGACAAGACUAAAAGUUAUUGUUUAUAUGUAGAUCUCACGAAAUCAACAAAGAGUAAAGACAAAGAAUAUAACCCAGUUGAACUUAAGACAAUGGGUAAGAACUUACUCAAAGCUGCUAUCAAACCUGUCGAAGAGAUCGACAUUGAGGAUGAAGCAGAAGAAAUAGAUGUAGAUCCUGAAGUGUUAUAA